This is a messenger RNA of Coregonus clupeaformis (lake whitefish), 3469 nucleotides long. RefSeq names its product calcium-binding protein 39. The transcript is spliced from 10 exons. Lineage: Eukaryota; Metazoa; Chordata; Actinopteri; Salmoniformes; Salmonidae. Gene Ontology annotation, molecular function: protein serine/threonine kinase activator activity. The record is from RefSeq and is a predicted model, not a curated record. Gene Ontology annotation, biological process: intracellular signal transduction. The coding region runs from base 261 to 1286 and encodes 341 amino acids.
CAUUGCUAACCAGUCGCACUCGUACACAUUAAAGGACUAGGAAAUUUAGCUAGCCAUACAACAUUUCAAACAAGGGGAGGCGACAAAUAAGGAAAACAAAGGAGUUUCUAAUCCAACCGGACAUAGCUACAUUGCCGUUAGCUGUUCAAACACAUCGGUGGAGAGUGAAAAGAUCGAGUUUUGGGGAGAGGCUGGAGAAGGGGAUAAGUACUGGUAGGACUGUGCACUCGCUGCUUGGUCGACCACGGUAACUCGCCACCAUGCCGUUCCCCUUUGGCAAGUCCCACAAGUCGCCGGCGGACAUCGUCAAGAACCUGAAGGACAGCAUGACGGUGUUGGAGAAACACGACAUCUCUGACAAGAAGGCUGAGAAGGCCACAGAAGAGGUGUCUAAGAGCCUGGUGGCGAUGAAGGAGAUUCUCUAUGGGACCAAUGAGAAGGAGCCCCAGACUGAGGCGGUGGCCCAGCUGGCUCAGGAGCUCUACAACAGCGGCCUGCUCAGCACCCUCGUAGCUGACCUGCAGCUCAUCGACUUUGAGGGUAAGAAGGAUGUGGCUCAGAUUUUCAACAACAUCCUGCGGCGUCAGAUCGGGACGCGGACGCCCACGGUGGAGUACCUCUGCACUCAGCAGAACAUCCUCUUCAUGCUGCUCAAAGGGUACGAGUCUCCAGAGAUCGCUCUGAACUGUGGCAUCAUGCUGAGGGAGUGUAUCAGGCACGAGCCACUGGCCAAGAUCACCCUGGGGGCCGAGCAGUUCUACGACUUCUUCAGAUACGUGGAGAUGUCCACGUUCGACAUCGCCUCAGACGCAUUCGCAACUUUUAAAGACUUGCUAACGAGACACAAGAUUCUGAGUGCGGAGUUCCUUGAGCAGCAUUACGACAGGUUCUUCAGUGAAUAUGAGAAGUUACUCCACUCAGAGAACUACGUGACUAAAAGGCAAUCCCUCAAGUUGCUGGGAGAGCUUCUUCUCGAUCGACACAAUUUCACCAUCAUGACGAAAUACAUCAGCAAGCCAGAGAACCUCAAGCUAAUGAUGAACCUUCUUCGAGACAAAAGCCGCAACAUCCAGUUUGAGGCCUUCCAUGUCUUCAAGGUGUUUGUGGCCAACCCCAACAAGACACAGCCCAUCUUGGACAUUCUUCUGAAGAACCAGACCAAACUCAUUGAGUUCCUCUCCAAGUUCCAGAACGACAGGACGGAGGACGAACAGUUCAACGAUGAAAAGACGUACCUGGUCAAACAGAUCAGAGAUCUGAAGAGGCCGGCCCCCCAGGAGGCCUGAGGGAGGGGCUUAAGGGGUCCAGACAACAUUUGGAUAACAGACUCAUCAGUAGCUGCUGCUGUUCUGGUUUUUCAACCAUUUGAAAAAAAAUAACGCGCCCACAUCAAGUCAUCAGGAACUCUCCAGUUCAUUCUGCUGUUUUUUUUUUCUCCAGUUUCUCCUUUAAAAAGAUAAGAGAUUAACAUAAAAUAUGCUGCUGCUUUCUUGCACAUUAAGACAUGUGGAAGGGUAACAUCAACAACACAACAAAGGUCAUUCAAACAAAUAGUAACAACGAAAUCUACUACAUUUGAGCGCUAUGCAGACUUCUGACACACGCGCACACACACACAUAUAAUGAUAUAAUAUCAGCAUAAACCUUGAGAUGAAAGGUACUGGCAAAGUGAACAUUGGAGUGUUGGUUGCAUGCCUUGUUCAAAUGUGACAUCCAUGGCUAUACUUGAGGCUAAACGCUGGCUGAGAGAUGACAUGUCCAGUCUACUUACAGUGCCACAGACGGCAAAAAGCACAUGCAUCGCAGUACCAGCUCCAACUCUUACCUAUGCCUUCAUCGUGUACAGCAGCAACAGUGAUGCAUUUUUAAAAUGGGCUCUCCGAUGGCCUCACGCCGACCCAUGCAGCUAUUGGUGUGUUGUGAAACAGCACAGAGCGGAUGGUAUGGAUAAAAUGCUAGAUAUUAUUUAGGUACAAGCCUGAAUUGGGUUUGUUUUUUGUUUUGGGACAGGGUGAACGUGUACAUAUGCCUUUUUGUUUUUUUUGCUUUGUAGAUUUUGUUGAAACAUUGACACAUGGAUAUAUAUUAUAUAUAUUUGACCUUAAACAUCAAGUUUUUCGUUAAUGCUAAUCAAAAUAAUUUUUAAAACAGUGGAAGAGGAAAAAUAUCAGACAUUUUGCGUUUCAUUUUACUGCUGAAUUGAAAUGGUGUCUGGUUUUUCUUUGUACAUAACUUCCAGCCAGGGCCAGCUCUUACGUUGUUAACCUAGAGGACAUUAAUAAUAAUUAGUACAGCUGAGGAAUGUCAUGGUAUUAGCCCGGAUCUCUUCUUAAUCCUCUGUUUUUUCGUCUGUAUUUAAGUAACUCAGACAACUAAAAUAUGCUGGGGUGCCAGGACAGUGGGGUGGAGGGGAGGCCGGGAUGGGAUGUGGCAGAGUGCUAAUGGAAACAUUAAGUUUGUGAUGAGCAGCCAGCCAGUGGUCGCGUUCCCCUGCUCAGACGUUGCAUGCAUCAACCAAUGGUUGCGUGCCACGUCAUCGACUGUCAUUGACUGACAGAUUGCUAUAACAUAUGAUGUGUUUAGCUGAUAUGUAAAAUAUAAAUCCAGGCGUUUGUAAGAUCUGGCAGGCUUCAGCAAAGCCUGGGCAGAGGAACACGCCCUUCAUCUCCCAACUGGAAUCUGAUCCGGGGGUUGGUGGGGAUUUCAGGGAAUCGCAACAUUCUCCCCCCCACUCAUCCACUCUGGUUUAUUAUUAUAUUCUAAUUUCACCGCUUUCUGGUGGUGUAGGGGUGUUUCAACAUAUCUAGUGCGCUUCAGGAGUUGACAGUUACUUGGCACAUUGUCAUUUUUCCCCCAUUUACCCCCCCCAUGUUUGAGCCUUUUUCAUUGUGGUUAAAAUUCCAGUACAAUUCCAGAGCAUUAUGUAUGUUCUUUGGAGAUUGUUUACUUUACACUGACUGAGCAAAUCUGCCAUUUGAAACGCAGUAUUUAUUUGAGGGAUGGAGUUGAUUGGAUGAUAUGAAUAUCUUGCAUAUAUACCACUCAACUGACAUGUUUACUUGCAGUGAAGGAUAUGGUCAGAGAGUGAUGUUGAGCCAAGUGCUUUUGACUGAAAGCUCAUCCAUUUAUCCCAAUAGACGACUGAUCAGCCAUUUCAUUGUGCAAACCAACAGAGAACAGUACGCUAAAGACCAGUAUUCCUCAAUGCAUAUUUAAAUCGCAUGUUCCUCUACUGCCUGCAUGGUACUCUCUACAAACAAUGUUGUACUGGAAUUUUCUUCCCAAAAAAUAAUUAAUGAACAUUUGAGAUAGCCAAAUCUCAUGCUAUGUCUAACCUUUGACUCCAGUCCCAGCACAUUGUGUGUGUGGGUGCUUUCAGAAGUGUCAAAAAGGCUUUGCCCCUAUGAUCUAAACAACAGAAAUAAAAGAAAAACAUUUGGAAUAAACUGAACCUGUGAUCAAAAUGUUA